GCACCCUAAGGAGCCAAGACGGGCAGUACCUGCUGAACCAGCUUAGUUAAAUUGUUCCCAUGGCCUGAAGGGGCCUGUCGACAGGACUGGAGAUUCCAACCCAGAAACAGGGUAAUUUGUUGCAGCCGUUCAGUGUUUCCAGCCCUGGACCGCAAUUAAAACCGUGUCUUUCGGGACCAAGAGCCAGUGUGUAGGGAUUGCAGGGUCCUGGGAGACAGGAUCCAGGAUCUGAGCCAGCGGUCACCUGUAGUGGGCGCCGCACAGGGGUGUCCUACCCUUCUUUUCUUCAGCAACUUGGGUUUUUCUGCUUGACUGCCCGAUGUUCUCAGACAGCAUGCUGGCGGUGCACUUUGACCAGCUAGGGGGACCAGAAAACCUCUACCUGAAGGAGGUGCCCAAGCCGAGCCCAGGAGAGGGUGAAGUCCUCCUGAAGGUAGCAGCCAGCGCCCUGAACAGGGCUGACUUACUCCAGAGAGUGGGCCAGUAUGCCCCACCCCCAGGAGCCAGUAGCAUUUUGGGACUUGAAGCAUCGGGACAAGUGGCUGAGCUGGGGCCUGGCUGCCAGGGACACUGGAAGGUCGGGGAUUUGGCCAUGGCUUUGCUGCCUGGGGGAGGCCAAGCUCAGUACGUCACUGUUCAUGAAGAUCUCCUUAUGCCUAUCCCGGAAGGACUGACCCUGAAUCAAGCUGCAGCCAUCCCAGAGGCCUGGAUUACUGCCUUUCAGCUCUUACAUCUCGUAGGCCACGUUCAGGUUGGAGACUUAGUGCUGAUCCACGCAGGAUCAAGUGGUGUGGGCACAGCUGCCAUCCAGCUGACUCGGAAGGCUGGCGCUAUUCCUCUGGUUACAGCCGGCUCCCCGCAUAAGCUUCAAAUGGCGGAAAAGCUUGGGGCUGCUGCUGGAUUCAAUUAUAGAGAAGAUUUUUCUGAAGCGACAUUGAGAGUCACUAACGGUGUUGGAGUGGAUCUUAUUCUAGACUGCAUAGGCGGAUCCUAUUGGGAGAAGAAUAUCAACUGCCUGGCUCUGGAUGGUCGCUGGGUUGUCUACGGUUUAAUAGGAGGAGGGGACGUCAGUGGGCCCCUGCUUUCAAAACUACUCUUUAAGCGAGGGAGUCUGAUCACUAGUUUGUUGCGAUCUAGGGAUAAUAAGUACAAACAGACAGUGGUGAAAACUUUCACGGAGCAGAUUCUGCCCUACUUCUCCAAGGACAGCCCCCAACCUCUGCUGCCGGUUCUGGACAGAGUCUACCAGGCGACCGAUAUUCGAGCGGCCCACGAGUACAUGGAGGCUAACAAGAACGUGGGCAAGAUCAUCUUGGAGCUGCCCCAGUGAAGGAAGACUCCAGAGCAAAUUUGGAGUGGGUUCUUCUCCCAGGUCCGCCCCUGUAAAGCUGUUCUAACGAAAUAAAAAGAGUGUAUAUGAA
Peromyscus eremicus (cactus mouse) is the source of this 1421-nucleotide messenger RNA. It is a transcript of the gene Tp53i3, whose product is annotated as tumor protein p53 inducible protein 3. Gene Ontology annotation, molecular function: quinone binding; NADPH binding; quinone reductase (NADPH) activity. The coding region runs from base 320 to 1330 and encodes 336 amino acids. The record is from RefSeq and is a predicted model, not a curated record. The transcript is spliced from 5 exons. Lineage: Eukaryota; Metazoa; Chordata; Mammalia; Rodentia; Cricetidae.